Molecule: messenger RNA, 3642 nt
Organism: Pedinophyceae sp. YPF-701
Lineage: Eukaryota; Viridiplantae; Chlorophyta; Pedinophyceae
Source: the annotation of a GenBank genome assembly
AUGGCCGACGCCGGCGGCAGUAGCAAGCAGCCUGCUGCUGAUAGCAGCACGAAGCCGAAGAAGGAGAAGAAGACGAAGGAGAGCAAGUCGGCGAAGGAGGAGCGCGCCGCUGGGCUCAGGAAGGACCUCCAGUACACGCAGCAGGAAUGGACGCCCGAGAAGGUGUUUGAAUUCUACCAGUGCGACCCCAAGAAGGGUCUCACGAGCGCGCGGGUGCAGGAGCAGGAGCAGCAGUACGGCCUCAAUCAAUUGACGCCGCCCAAGACGCUGCCCUGGUUCGUGAAGCUCGGGCUGCAGUUCACGAACUUCUUCUCCCUGCUCCUCAUCGUGGGCGGGCUGCUAUGUUUCAUCUCGUUCGGUAUCGACGGCUCAGACCCGACCAACCUGUACCUGGGCGUGGUGCUCAUCACCGUCGUCGUCAUCACGGCCGUCUUCUCCUUCUUCCAAGAGGCCAAGUCCGAGGCCAUCAUGGAGGGCUUCAAGUCCAUGAUCCCAAAGAAGUGCACGGUCAUCCGCGACGGCAACAAGCAGGUCAUCGACUCGGUGCACCUGGUCCCGGGCGACCUCGUCGAGAUCAGCGACGGCGACCAGGUCCCCGCGGACAUCCGCAUCGUCGGCGGCACCGACAUCAAGGUCGACAACGCGUCGCUGACUGGAGAGUCCGAGCCCGUGGACCGCGGCGUGAACCUCACGAUGGGCCACGACGGCAAGCUCCUGACGACCCCUCUCGAGGCGAACAACCUCAUCUUCUACACGACGAUCAUCAACGCCGGGUCCGCGAAGGGCGUCGUGAUCGGCACGGGCGACAACACGGCGAUGGGUCAGAUUGCCGGCCUCACGACCGACACGGGCAACGAGCAGACGCCCAUCGCGCGCGAGAUCUCGCUCUUCAUCCUCCUCAUCUCGAUCAUCGCCAUCACGCUCGGCGUCGUCUUCGUGGUCAUCUCCUUCGCCAUCGGCCAGGAGCCCGUCUCGGCCGUGGUGUUUGGCAUCGGCAUCAUCGUCGCGAACGUCCCCGAGGGCCUCCUCGCGACGGUGACCGUCGCGCUCGCGCUCACGGCGAAGCGCAUGUUCGCGAAGAACGUCCUGGUGAAGAACCUGCAGGCCGUCGAGACGCUCGGGUCGACGUCGGUGAUUGCCUCGGACAAGACGGGCACGCUGACGCAGAACCGCAUGACCGUGCAGCACUGCUGGUACAACGGCAAGAUCUUCCGCACGCCCGCCGCGCGCAACAAGCCGCAGCUCGACGCCGCGCUCAAGGCCGGGACGCACAUGGACGAGCCCGUGUUCAACCCGAGCGACCCGACCUUCGCGAUGCUGCACAAGGUCUGCGCGCUGUGCAACAACUCGAGCUUCAUCCUGAAGGAGAAGGGCGACUCCGGCAGCGGCAUCGACCUCGCCGCGGAGGAGAAGUCGCCCAACUUCAACCUCCUGGGCCUCAACACCACGGGCGACGCGUCCGAGUCCGGGCUCGUCAAGGCGAUCCAGCUGCUGCGCGACGUCGAGGAGUUCCGCGCGGCGAACCCGAAGAUGUUCGAGAUCAAGUUCAACUCGACGAACAAGUGGCAGCUGUCGAUCCACAAGCAGGAGGACCCCAACGUGAGGCACCCGCUGCUCGUGCUCAAGGGCGCGCCGGAGCGCGUGAUCAAGAUGUGCGACAAGAUCAACGUGAACGGCAAGGAGGAGAAGCUGACGGAGGCGUGGCUGGAGCAGUUCACGCACGCGUACGAGUCGCUCGGCGGCCUGGGGGAGCGCGUGCUGGGCUUUGCCUACCGCGAGAUGAAGGAGCACGACUACAACUUCCAGUACGAGUCGAAGCCGAAGAACAACUUCCGCACGGACGACCUGACCUUCGCGGGCCUGUUCUCGCUCAUCGACCCGCCGCGCGAGGGCGUCCCGGAGGCGGUGGCGAAGUGCAAGCGCGCCCGCAUCCGCGUCUUCAUGGUCACGGGCGACCACCCGAUCACCGCGCACGCGAUCGCGAAGCAGGUGGGCAUCAUCGACCAGGAGCUCUGGGACGAGGACCGCGCGAUCGUCGUCAAGGGCGACGACAUCCGCGAGUGGAUGGAGCUCCCCGAGGAGCAGCAGACGGCCAAGUGGGACUGGGCGCUGGCGCACGAGCAGAUCGUGUGGGCGCGCGUGUCGCCCGCGCACAAGCUGCUCAUCGUCGAGAACGCGCAGCGCCUCGGCUCGAUCGUCGCCGUCACGGGCGACGGCGUGAACGACGCGCCGGCGCUGAAGAAGGGCAACAUCGGCAUCGCGAUGGGCAUCGCCGGGAAGGACGUGUCGAAGGAGGCCGCGGACAUGAUCCUGAUCGACGACAACUUCGCGUCCAUCGUGAACGGCGUCGAGGAGGGCCGGCUCAUCUUUGACAACCUGAAGAAGUCGAUCGCCUACACGCUCACGUCCAACAUCCCGGAGAUCGGGCCCUUCCUGCUCUUCAUCACGAUCAACAUCCCGCUCGCGCUGAGCACGGUGCUCAUCCUGUGCGUCGACCUCGGCACGGACAUGAUCCCCGCCAUCUCCCUGGCGCACGAGACCAAGGAGGCCGACAUCAUGAACCGGCCGCCGCGCAACGCCGCGACGGACCGCCUGGUGAACAGCCGGCUCAUGUGCUUCGCGUACCUCCAGAUCGGCGUCAUGCAGGCGCUCGCGGGCUUCUUCACCUACAUGGUCGUGCUCAACGACUACGGCUACGCGCCGCGCAUCCUGGUGGGCACCGGCACGCUGUGGCAGGACCAGUCGCUGCUGUGCCUCACGUCGGAGAACGGCCACGUCGACGACUGCGGGUACGCGUGCAGCGGCGACGGCGGGUUCGGCGUGACGCUCACGCCGGGCCUGGGCGCGCCGAUCGACUACACGGUGUGCGACGGCGGGUGCCCCGUGCCGCCGGGCGACGCCGUGCACCCGGACCCGUUCGUCGAGCACACCGCGGUGGGCUUCCGCGGGUUCUUCUCCAACGUGCGCCUCCUGGACAACCGCGUCGAGGGCCUGUACGACGGGUCGCGCUGGUCGGCGAACGAGGCGGUGUGCUCGCGCACGUGCCGCUGGUACUGGAACUUCCGCGACCUGCUCCCGCAGCCGUUCCCGGACGUGGCCACGCCGGACUCGCCCAUCACCACCACGGACGACCGCUUCUUCAAGGCCUACUGCAACGACGCGAACAACAACAUCAUCCCCAGCCGCGCCGACUGGGGCUUCCCCGGCCGCGGCCCGCCGGACCAGAUCCCCGCGCGCGCGCCCUACGGCGCGUUCUACUGGUGGAACGGCCGGCAGCAGCUCUUCCCCAACCAGGAGUACCAGUUCGACGCGCUCAAGUACGCGCAGACGGCCUACUUCAUCAGCAUCAUCGUCGUGCAGUGGGCCGACCUGCUGAUCGCGAAGACGCGCAAGCUGUCCAUCUUCGAGCAGGGCAUGCACAACCGCUUCAUGAACUUCGGGCUCGUCUUCGAGACGAUCCUCGGCGUCAUCCUCGUCUACGUGCCGGUGUUCAACGUCAUCUUCUCCACGCGCCCGCUCUUCAUCCUGCACUGGUUCCCCGGCAUGCCGUGGUCGAUGAUCAUCUUCAUCUACGACGAGGUCCGCAAGGGCAUCAUGCGGUCCAACCCCGACGGGUGGAUCGCGCGCUUCACGUACUGGUGA